CUUCUUCUUCUCUUCUUCUUCGAUAACCUCUUUCAAGUUUUAUCCUUACCUCACUACAUUGGCAUUCUAGACAAACCCUAGAGAUUUUGAGCAAAAACCCAUUUUUUUAUCUUUAAAGCUUAAUCCUUUUCUUUAUUAGCAAUCAUUGUUCUCUGUUUCUCUUUUCUUCACAAACAAAAUUGAGGAAGAACAAAAAGAGAGAAACUUUACCAUAAUCUUCUUUUGUUUACAGAUCCUUUAUAGUGGGCGGUGUUAUUGUUUUUCUGCAUUUUCUCAAAGAGAAAAAAAGUUUGGUGAAAUAUAAUUUUGAAACAGAACUUGUUGGGUGUUUUUGAUUUGUAGCUCUUCAGAUCUGAAGGAAGGCUGAGGUUGUUUGUUUCAAAGCACUGUCUCUUUUGACUUUCCCUAUACACUCACUUUCCUUCUUUCUUUUGUGUUUCCUCUCUUCAACUUUGCUUCUGAGAACCAACUAAAGAGUGUUCCUUUUUUUUUUCUCCCUCUAGGAAUUCACUUUAAGUUCUGGUUUUUGAAUAAUUGGAGUGAGAGAUCUGAAGAAAUGUUGUCCAUUGGAAGUCCUAUAGCCACCAGUGCUCGUACAAGCGCAAGCUGCAGUGUAUUGCUCAGAGAACUUCAGCAAAUAUGGAGCGAAAUUGGCGAGAGUGAAGCCGAUAAAGAUCGAAUGCUGUUGGAAUUGGAGAGGGAGUGCUUAGAAGUCUAUCGCCGAAAGGUUGACGAAGCUGCCAAUGCCAAGGCACGUCUACAUCAAUCUGUUGCAGCCAAGGAAGCUGAGGUUGCAACGCUUAUGGCAGCUCUUGGGGAACUCAAUAUUCAUUCACCGAUUCAGACAGAGAAGAAGAUGGCAUCAUUAAAAGAAAAACUCGCGUCUAUCACUCCACUGCUCGACGAUCUAAGGACGAAGAAAGAACAAAGAACAAAGCAAUUUGAAGAUACAAAGAAUCAAAUAGAAAAGAUCAGUGGAGAAAUUUCUGGUUACAACUAUCCAAAUGAUUCAAUGAUUAGCUGCUUAACUCUCGAAGACCAAGACUUGUCGGUAAGAAGGCUUACUGAAUUUCAGACGCGUCUUCAAACUCUUCAGAAGGAGAAGUCUGAUCGCCUUCAUAAGGUUUUGGAAUAUGUAAAUGAGGUGCAUUUGCUAUGUGGGGUACUAGGAUUGGAUUUUACGCAGACUGUAAGCGAUGUGCAUCCCAGCUUGCAAAGGACAAACCAGGAACAAUCCACGAAUAUUAGCAAUGAUACAUUUGAAGGUUUAGAGCAGACCAUUAACAAGCUGAAAACCGAAAGAAGAACCCGAAUCCUGAAGUUGAGGGAUAUUGUGGCCGAACUAUUUGAAAUCUGGAACCUGAUGGAUUCCCCCGAAGUCGAGAGGAAUAUUUUUUCAAGGGCCAUUUCUAUUCUUAGAUUAUCAGAACCUGAAGUCACCGAAGCAGGUGUUCUUUCAACUGAGAUGAUUGAACAGGCGUCAGCAGAAGUGGAGAGGCUUACCAAAUUGAAAGCUAGCAGAAUGAAAGAACUUGUUAUGAAAAGAAGAUCAGAAUUGGAAGAUAUUUGCAGAAGGAUUCAUAUUGAACCCGACGCAAGCACUUCUGUCGAGAAAUCUAAUGCAUUGAUUGAUUCUGGUCUUGUAGACCCUUCUGAACUUUUACCAAACAUUGAAGCACAGAUAACUAAAGCUAAAGAUGAAGCUAUGAGUCGAAAAGAAAUAAUGGAUAGAAUAGACCGAUGGCUCGCGGCAUGUGACGAAGAAAAUUGGCUUGAAGACUACAAUCAAGAUGUAAACCGGUACAAUGCAGGGCGAGGUGCACACAUUAAUCUUAAACAUGCAGAAAAAGCCCGAAUAACUGUAACUAAAAUUCCUGCAUUUGUGGAUGAUCUGAUCAAUCGAACACUAUCUUGGGAAGAAGAGAAAAGGACAUUGUUUCUGUAUGAUGGGGUGAGACUAGUGUCGAUACUGGAAGACUACAAGCUAGCGAGGAAACAAAAAGAAGAGGAAAAGAAGAGAUGCAGGGACCAAAAGAAGAUCCAAGAUCUGCUUCUGACAGAGAGAGAAUCAAUUUAUGGGUCAAAACCUAGUCCAAGGAGAAGUAACAGCUUCAGAAAGACAAUUGGUUAUCGAGCAAAUGGAAAUGGAUCCAUGACUCCCAGUACCCCACGUCGGAGCUCGGUGAGUGGAGCAACACCUGAGCUGCUUACCCCACGAUCAUACUCAGGACGUCAAAAUGGCUACUUCAAGGAAAUGAGAAGGUUGUCUACAGCACCUCUGAACUUUGUGGCCAUAUCAAAGGAAGAUACAGUUUCUACAUACACAUCCGUAUGUGAUUCGGAGCUGGAGUCUCCCUCGCAUAGCUAAGGAAGUCAGAAAUGGAAGAGGUUGUACGAUGUUAUAGUUGCAAUAAGUGUAGACUGGAUUAUAGCAGCGAACCUUGUGUUGUGAAUACAAAAGGGUAUGGUAGAUUAGUGUAUGGAUUGUGAAUUGGUAGGAGUCGAACAGGACAGGUGACUGACAUUCGAGGGCGAACGUGCUGAACGACAAUAUUUUCAUAGGCAGAGAACAACACUGAUAGAAAAAGAAACUAGUUUGAAAAUCGUGUUAAACUUGUUUCCGUUUAUGG
Molecule: messenger RNA, 2630 nt
Organism: Hibiscus syriacus
Lineage: Eukaryota; Viridiplantae; Streptophyta; Magnoliopsida; Malvales; Malvaceae
Product: 65-kDa microtubule-associated protein 6-like
Exons: 12
Coding region: 557-2368 (603 amino acids)
Biological process (GO): microtubule cytoskeleton organization
Cellular component (GO): spindle; cytoplasm
Molecular function (GO): microtubule binding
Source: RefSeq, a predicted model, not a curated record